AUGUCAAUCGGAUGUAGACCAUCACCGGGUGAUGAUUACCUGUUACAGGUCUUGUAUGAGAAGGCAUCCCAGGCCGGUGUGCUCGUGGCAAAAAGAGCUCCUCUCGCUCUGUUCGCCAACGGCAAAACCUCAGGAAUCUACGUCGGAAUGGGCGGGGAGUUUGUGUCGGCAUCGGUGGUGAGCUCGGGGUAUACGGUACCUUGCACAGUACGGCACUGUCAUAAAGGCGGAAGAGUGAUGGAUGAAUACAUAGCAGCUCAGAUUCUGGGCGAAGGAGCUCAAAGACCGUCAGAAGAUCAGCGGAUGGCUGGUCGCCUCUUUGACCUUGGCCGGAGCAUGGGCUUAUCGACGCUACCUGAUCGUUCAGCCAGCAAGGGGGAGUUGACCGGGAAGGAGUUGGCGGUUUGCAGUAUGGCUGAGAUGAGCAAGAUCCAAAGCUGUGUCGCUAGAGAGGAACGCGGGCAAGCUUCACAGACGGCUGGGCUGGUGGAACGCCUGCAGAGAGACUGUGCGAUGAGCUUGCGUGAUGGCAAGGUUCGAGUAAUGGGAGGCUCUGGAUUUCCUACGGCAGCCUCUGGUGGGGAGCGAGGAUACUGCCCGUGGUUGGGUGGUUCCAUAGUGGGAAGCAUGGGAAGUUUCGCUUCGCUCGUGAUAACGCCUAAGGAGUACGCCGAACAUGGUGCUCGAAUUGUCCAUCGUAAGUGUUUCUAA
Perkinsus marinus ATCC 50983 is the source of this 711-nucleotide messenger RNA. Its product is annotated as actin, putative. The record is from RefSeq and is a predicted model, not a curated record. NCBI's taxonomy places the organism in Eukaryota, Perkinsozoa, Perkinsida, Perkinsidae. The coding region runs from base 1 to 711 and encodes 236 amino acids. The transcript is spliced from 7 exons.